This is a messenger RNA of Cylindrotheca closterium, 1053 nucleotides long. The record is from the annotation of a GenBank genome assembly. Lineage: Eukaryota; Bacillariophyta; Bacillariophyceae; Bacillariales; Bacillariaceae.
AUGAUGUGGAUUUUAUGUACAAAGUCAGUGGUUGGUUAUCUGGUGCCUUCAUUCAAGUCCUUUCGUUAUUUAUCGUCGUCAAUUCCUACCAAAAAUGUUGUCCUAUUUUCACAAUCCAUCAAGAUUGAUGGCUGUGAAGAUAAACCAGACGAUAAUCUGCUAAAAUACGUCAGUAAAUCAACAGCCAAAACGGACGCAGCUUCACAGUUUCAUGAAGGAUCUAAAGAACGACGGCAAAGACUGCAUGCUGCCUUGAGUGAAAUUGGAAUCCCGGUCGACUCCUUGGUGGAGAGUCCAGAGUUUAAGGGAUCUGCAGCCAUUCGAACCUACAAUAGCUUCAUUUUACCAAAAUCGGAAGGUGCUUUGGCCAUGACAAUGCAACCACAACGAGCAUCUGUCGUUGCAAACAACAUUUCUUUCCUCAUGCGGGAACAUCGGUCGCAUCAAGAAGAGUGGCUACGUAACCAUGAUCGAUCCCUCCAAGAAGCUGCCGAACUCCAAGAGCAACGACAAUCUUCAGCACCCAAAAUGAUUCUUCUUUUAGAUGAUGUUCGAUCGGCACACAAUGUAGGAAAUAUCAUUCGGGCGGCCGAGGCAUCCGGUUGCGAAAAGGUCAUUAUGUGUGGGUCCAUGACACCUUCGCCACCUCAUCCCAAAGUCCUCAAGACUGCACUAGGUGCAGCGGAGUAUGUCCCUUACCAAUCAUCCAUAUCGACCCUCCAGGCAAUACGCGACUUGAAGGCAAAUGGCUAUCAAAUCUUUGGGAUCGAAACCACUUCCAGGUCCAAGAUGCUUUGGCAAGUUUCCUUUUUUGAGCAACUUGCUGGAGAAGCAAACCCAGGCAAAGAGACACAGAACGGCAAGGUGGCACUCGUCUUUGGUAAUGAAUUGGUGGGAGUGGACGUCAAAGUUUUGGAAGAGUGCAACGAGCUGGUAUCUGUCCCAACUCAUGGGAUCAAGAACAGUUUGAACGUAGCAACCUGUGCUUCCAUUAUUGUUUGGGAAGUCUUGCGACAAUGGGAUGCUAUCGAACUCAAGACAAAGGAGGCAUAA